AUGCCAAAAACAGAAGUAGGAGUGGAAAAGUACUUGGAUAUUGUACCAGAUGUCAAACUGACACUUGUCUUGUAUGGUGAUUCAGCUUAUAUGGUUUCCAAGUGCCUAUACUCACCAUUCAAAGGCAUAUCUCUUAGUGUUCUAUUAGGCAUUGUGAUAAAAUGGUAUAAGUUUAAAGUAGUAGAUAAUAGAAUGUUGCAGAUAAACUUCGCCUCUAACGACCCGGUGCUAAUUGCUGAAAACGAGGGCAAGAAGAGAUGGAACACUAAUGAAAGAAUUGACCAUACCGACAAUGUUGAGGUCAUCAACUACUUGAGAGAUUAUAUUCUCUCUCAGCCAACGGCUGCUGGUGUUUGGCCUGGACUUGUAGUUGAGAAGAUAAAAAACAACUACAAGUACAUUUACCGGACGAUGAACAUGACUCCUGCCCAAGUAACGGCCAAAAACCGUAAAACGCGCUCCAACAGUAGACGGAUAGAGGGUAACCCGGAUGAGAAGGCCUAUGAGCGUCUCAUUGAGAAAGACAUGAUGUCAGAUGGAGAAUCUGACAGUGAGGUGAUCUCUCCAGGGUACAAGCAGCGUACUCUUCGGGUUGCUCGUCCCAGCUGGAGGAGCGAUGAGCUCAACAGGCUCCUCGGCAUCAUUGAUAAGAUAAUGCAAACCAAUGAUGAGCUACAGGUGACAGCCAUGUCAAAGCCAAGGAUGAUCGGACGCCUGACAUCCAUUAAGGAUACACCUGUGCCUCGUAACCUGUCUGCAAAGAUCCCUGCAUGGGCAAUCCAAAAUCAAUAA
This is a messenger RNA of Phycomyces blakesleeanus NRRL 1555(-), 792 nucleotides long. RefSeq lists its product as hypothetical. The transcript has 5 exons. Bases 1 to 792 code for a protein of 263 amino acids. Lineage: Eukaryota; Fungi; Mucoromycota; Mucoromycetes; Mucorales; Phycomycetaceae. The record is from RefSeq and is a predicted model, not a curated record.